Messenger RNA from Egretta garzetta (little egret), 384 nucleotides. RefSeq names its product pre-rRNA-processing protein TSR1 homolog. The transcript has 3 exons. Lineage: Eukaryota; Metazoa; Chordata; Aves; Pelecaniformes; Ardeidae. Gene Ontology annotation, molecular function: GTP binding; GTPase activity; U3 snoRNA binding. The record is from RefSeq and is a predicted model, not a curated record. Gene Ontology annotation, cellular component: preribosome, small subunit precursor. The coding region runs from base 95 to 364 and encodes 89 amino acids. Gene Ontology annotation, biological process: maturation of SSU-rRNA from tricistronic rRNA transcript (SSU-rRNA, 5.8S rRNA, LSU-rRNA); ribosome biogenesis; endonucleolytic cleavage of tricistronic rRNA transcript (SSU-rRNA, 5.8S rRNA, LSU-rRNA).
GCUUUCGGUGGACCCAGACAGAAUCGUCAUCAAGCGGCUGGUGCUCAGUGGUCAUCCGUUCAAGAUCUUUACGAAGACGGCUGUUGUGCGAUACAUGUUCUUUAACAGAGAGGAUGUGAUGUGGUUUAAGCCAGUGGAGCUGAGGACAAAGUGGGGUCGUAGAGGACACAUCAAGGAGCCAUUAGGGACCCACGGUCACAUGAAGUGCCACUUUGAUGGACAGCUGAAGCCCCAGGACACCGUGCUGCUGAACCUCUACAAGCGUGUUUUUCCUAAAUGGACUUAUGACCCCCAUGUUCCGGAGCCCGUGCCGUGGGUGAGGAGCGAGAGUGCGCUGCCGGUGCAGGAGGUGGAAAUGGAAUAAGUGUCCAGCACGGCUAAUGC